AUGAUGGGCUUGGGCCGUGUACUGCGAUGGCUUCGCCGAAGCUCAGAUGCGGUGCAUCAGAUGGAGGAAGGCGGCGAGGGCGGCGCGCGGUUUUCUCGCAGCACGUCUCGCCGACACCUCAACGGCAAUGGCAGACCCACGGCCAUGUCCGUCUUUGAAACCUCAAGACGCAACUCCUUCUCGGGCGUCUCCACAGCAAGCUUCGAGUUUGUGGAGCCUGGUGCGGUGGCGUCCCCAACACAGAACGAACCAUCGACCUCGCCUGCGCCCACCGAAUUUGUAGUUGGCGACAAGCCCGUCUUCACAGGCGGCACAGCGGAUGCGUGGAUGAUGUACUGA
This is a messenger RNA of Salpingoeca rosetta, 339 nucleotides long. RefSeq lists its product as uncharacterized. The transcript is spliced from 4 exons. The record is from RefSeq and is a predicted model, not a curated record. Bases 1 to 339 code for a protein of 112 amino acids. NCBI's taxonomy places the organism in Eukaryota, Choanoflagellata, Craspedida, Salpingoecidae.